Molecule: messenger RNA, 2462 nt
Organism: Humulus lupulus (European hop)
Lineage: Eukaryota; Viridiplantae; Streptophyta; Magnoliopsida; Rosales; Cannabaceae
Exons: 9
Coding region: 191-1921 (576 amino acids)
Biological process (GO): mRNA 3'-end processing
Cellular component (GO): RNA polymerase II, holoenzyme
Molecular function (GO): RNA polymerase II complex binding
Source: RefSeq, a predicted model, not a curated record
AUUUUUAAAAUUUUAUUUUCAUAAGAGAAAAAAUAAAAAGAAACGGAGAAACGAAAAAAGGACCUUCAGUCUUUCUUCUCUGUUCACGACAGUCUCCGCAUCUCUCUCCUGCUUCUACCUACUGCUUUCUGCCAUUCUAGGGUUUCGGAGCUUUGCUUUUUCUUAAGGGAAUGUAAAAGAUUGUACCAGUAUGACCAACGAGGUUUUUGAUGGCCAGACAUUAGCUGAGAAGUUGUCUAAGCUCAACAAUUCACAACAAAGCAUUGAAUCGUUGUCUCGAUGGUGUAUCUCUUGCCGAAAGAAGGCUAAGCCUAUAGUUGAAACAUGGGAUAAGUUCUUUAACUCUUCCCAGCGAGAGCAGCACAUAUCUUUUCUAUACCUGGCUAAUGAUAUCUUACAAAACAGUAGAAGAAAGGGCAGUGAAUUUGUGAAUGAAUUCUGGAAAGUUCUUCCUGGAGCUCUCAAGCUUGUUUACGAAAAUGGAGAUGAACAUGGGAAGAAAGUGGCAACAAGACUGGUUGAUAUUUGGGAAGAAAGAAAAGUUUUUGGUUCUCGAGGGCAGAGUCUUAAAGAUGAAAUACUGGGUAAAACCUCUCUUCCUACAUCUAUAAGCCAAGUAAAGAGUUCAAACCCUAUCAAGAUAGUAAAGAGGGAUGCACAUUCCGUACGGAUUAAAUUGUCUGUGGGAGAUCUGCCAGAAAAAAUUAUUACUGCAUUUCAAUCUGUUCUUGAUGAACAUAUCAGUGAGGAAGCUGCUAUAAAGAAGUGUAGCACAGCUCUGCAAUAUGUCAGCAAAAUUGAAGAAGAAGCUGAAAAUGCCUUGACUCAAGGAAACCAGCAGGGAUCUGGAUUUCUGGAUGAGCUGCAAGAGCAGGAAAAUUUACUCAUUCAUUGUAUUGAGAAACUUGAAAGUGCCGAGGCAAUUAGGGUUUCAUUGGUUUCACAGCUCAAAGAGGCACUUCAGGAACAAGAAUCAGAGCUAGUUCACAUUCGCACACAGUUGCAAGAUAUGUCAUCGGGGAAGACGAUUGGGAGUGCAAAGGCUGCUCGUUGCCACAUUGAACAAGCAAGUAAUAUCAGAAAAAGAAUUCCCUCAAACAAUGCUGCUAACACCACAGCAGAAGCUACGAAGGGAAUGGAGCAGAAUCAAUCUUUCGUCCAACCAAGCAGUGCCCAGUCUCAUCCUCUUACACAAUCAGCAAUUUCUUUUGCACCUCUGAAAGCUAAUGAUGAAGAGAGCAAAAAGGCAAGAGCUGCUGCUGUUGCUGCUAGGCUUGCUGCUUCUACUUCCUCUGCACAGAUGCUAUCCUCUGUACUUUCCUCUCUUGUUGCAGAAGAAGCUGCUUCUAUGAGUGGUAGCUUGACGUCAGGUGGAUUAACACCCGGAUUACCCUUGUUCCCUCCGGAAAAACGGCAGAAACUUGAGAAACCAAUGUCUGUAUCUGAUGUUAGCAUUGCUGAUUUAGGCAGUGCUGGUUAUUUUACCCUACCACAGCAGUCAGUUGCCAAUAUGCCUCUUACACCUUCAUCAGGCAUGCAAUCCCUGUCUCAAGGAAGUCAGAUGCAAUCUGCUUUUUCUCAGCCACCACCCCCGCUGCCCCCACCUCUUCCUCAAUCUCCUGCCACUCCAUCACAUCAAUAUGUCCAGUCCACUGGUCUUAUGGCAGGUGUGAUGCCUUUUGGUUAUGGAUCAAACACCCUUCCACCCCCACCCCCUCUACCUCCACAUUUUGCUAUGGGAUUAGCAAGGCCAAAUCCUCAAUCACAGCAGCAGCCACAGCCUCUGUCGCAUCAGUCACCACAGCAGCAGCAGCAACAACAACAGUUGCAACCUGCCAAUGGAGGAUUUUAUAGACCACCGGGUAUAGGGUUUUACGGACAAAGCCACCAACCGACAACGCCACCAGUUCAUCGGCAGUGAAUUCUUUGUAAGAAAUUUGUUCACUGGGCAAGAAGUUUGUUCCAACUUCCAGGGCAUUCAAAGGAUAUUAGGCAGCAGGCAAGCCAAAACUGCAACAACAGUGGAAAUUAUGUUAUGGAAAUCAACAAUACAAGCUGAAACUUUUUAGACUCAUUGUUCUGUAAAAUAUUAGGAAGUAGGAAGUAGUAUUCUAGAAAAUAUUUCUCCCCAUCAGUAAAGAGGUUGCUUGGUAGCUGUAUUUUUAGUUUUACGUGAUGUUCAAGUAUCUUUUAACUGAUUCUGAUUGGGGAAUUACUAAUGUGAGCUUGGAAUUGUUGAAUGUGUCGGGUCCUAUCAGCUGGGCUUAGGCAAGCUUCUUCCAAAUUUAAGGAUAAGGUCAGCAAACUUAAUUAUAUUUGAGGCGAGCUCCUGGGCCUAGUGGGCUUCUCCUUUCGAAGGAGAGUUGUCUCUGCCUUUACAACUGUUUAAGAGUUAGUCAAACUGCUAGUAAAAGUAACCGUUGUAAUCAUGUGCAAUGAUAAUGUUACAUAAUUUUCAACUA